AUGCAGUGUUCUUGGAAGUCCGUGGUGCUGCUAGCAUUAGCCUCCAUAGCCAUCCAGUACACGGCCAUCCGCACCUUUUCCACCAAACCUUUAAGCCUGCUGUGCUCCGUGGGCCUGGCACCCACGGGCCACGCCGUCAACUGCAGCCUCAGAGAUCUGUCUCGGCUGGGCCAGGAGACGCUGGAGGCCUCGGACCAAGGCUGUGAGGAGAUCCCCUCCCCCACACCUUCCUCCCCCUCCGUCUCCCUCCCGCCCUUUAACGCCAGCAAGAGAACCCACAUCCUCAUCCUGGCCACCACGCGGAGCGGGUCCUCGUUUGUGGGUCAGCUGUUCAACCAGCAUCCUGAGGUCUUCUACCUGUUUGAACCUCUGUAUCAUGUCCAGCUGGCGCUGCUUCCUCGGCUGGCGCAGAGGAACCUGGCUGAGAGGAGGGUGAUGCUGGGAGCAGCCAGAGACCUGCUGAGGUCCCUGUACCACUGUCACCUCAACAGUCUGGAGAAUUACAUACGACCCCGUCCCGCCAAUCACUCCACUGACAAGCUGUUCAGACGAGGAGCUAGCCGGUCUCUGUGCACCCCCCCUGUGUGUGAGGCUCCUCUGGGCCGAGAGGGGCAGACCCUGGUGCUGGCUGAUGAGGGGGAGUGUGUGAGGAGGUGUGGGCCGCUCAAUGUGUCGCUGGCUGCUGAUGUCUGCAGAGCAAAGCGCCACGCAGCCAUCAAGACGGUCCGGAUUCCGCAAAUCAGCGACCUCAGAGCGCUGAUUGAGGACCCAAGACUAAACCUGAAGGUGGUCCAGCUUGUUCGAGAUCCACGUGGCAUCCUGGCAUCCCGUAUUGAGACAUUUCGAGACACUUACCGGCUGUGGCGCCUGUGGAGAGCAACGGGACGUCGACCCCACAACCUGGACCUGGGACAGAUCAACACAGUGUGUGAGGACUUCCUCAGGUCUGUGUCUGCAGGCCUGGCAAAACCUGCCUGGCUCAGAGGGCGGUAUAUUCUGCUCAGGUAUGAAGACUUGGCCAGAUUUCCACUCCAGAAGGCCAGGGAGCUCUACAGCUUCCUUGGUCUGGAUAUGGACCACAGUGUGGAGGACUGGAUCAUCAACAACACCCGGGGCAGCAGUGAUCUGUCAUCCCGGCAGAAAUUCACCACCGUUCGGGACUCUGCUGCUAACGCGGAGAACUGGAGGGUGAAGCUGUCCUUCGACAUGGUGGUUUACACUCAGACUGCCUGCCAACCGCUUCUUGAGCUCCUCGGAUACAAGACAGUCUUCCACCCCAGAGAACUGAGAAACCUCUCGCACUCUUUGGUGGAGGACAGGACGUUCCUCCCAUUUUUUUAA
Messenger RNA from Chelmon rostratus (copperband butterflyfish), 1341 nucleotides. RefSeq names its product carbohydrate (keratan sulfate Gal-6) sulfotransferase 1 (gene chst1). Gene Ontology annotation, biological process: N-acetylglucosamine metabolic process; keratan sulfate proteoglycan metabolic process; carbohydrate metabolic process. Bases 1 to 1341 code for a protein of 446 amino acids. The record is from RefSeq and is a predicted model, not a curated record. Gene Ontology annotation, cellular component: Golgi membrane. Lineage: Eukaryota; Metazoa; Chordata; Actinopteri; Chaetodontiformes; Chaetodontidae. Gene Ontology annotation, molecular function: N-acetylglucosamine 6-O-sulfotransferase activity; keratan sulfotransferase activity. The transcript is spliced from 5 exons.